This is a messenger RNA of Planococcus citri (citrus mealybug), 1546 nucleotides long. RefSeq names its product corticotropin-releasing factor-binding protein. Bases 129 to 1136 code for a protein of 335 amino acids. Gene Ontology annotation, biological process: negative regulation of corticotropin secretion; hormone-mediated signaling pathway; negative regulation of corticotropin-releasing hormone receptor activity. Gene Ontology annotation, molecular function: corticotropin-releasing hormone binding. The record is from RefSeq and is a predicted model, not a curated record. The transcript has 8 exons. Lineage: Eukaryota; Metazoa; Arthropoda; Insecta; Hemiptera; Pseudococcidae.
GUCGCUCUGUAUAUAAAACUUAUCAAACUUUUUUUUCCCGACUCUUCAUGAUAACGUAAUCAUCGCGAGCGAGACGCAUGUAUGCUGUCUUUCGGCACCUUCAUUAACGUUUAAUUAAUUCCGCAAUUAUGGCAUUCAAAUCGCAGAUGUGCACGUUUUUUGCGCUUUUACUAUUUUUAUUUGUUUUAUUUUCGUCGUCGUUAAACGCCAAUCCUGCCGUCAAUCGAGUUUCAUUUAGUCAAAAAGGAAAUAAAUUGAUUAACGAUAUCUUAAAUGGAUACAGGAAUAAAAGGACGUCAGAGCACAUAAUAACGGAUUGUAUGACGGUCACGUCGGAAAAAGGCCACUACUAUUACAAAGCGACCAGAGAAAUGUACGAAUUGGAAAAUGCUGCAUGCGGUGUUUACAUGAUGGCAAAUCCGGACGAAGUUAUUCAGAUUCAUUUCGACUAUAUUGACAUGCCUUGCGAAAACAACGAGAUUGUCUCGUUCGUCGACGGCUGGGAGUUAAACGGCUCGUAUUUUCCAAACGAGCAAGAUUAUACGAAACCGAUGAAAGAACGGAUACGCGAAUUCUGCGGCAAAAAACGAAUCAAAGUGGUAUUAGAAUCGUCGCAAAAUGCCGCUUUAGUACGAUAUCAAAUUCCAAAAAGCGGCCGCGGAUUCAGCUUUUACUUCACCACGCGUAAAAAUCCCACUCCCUGCAACAUUUUGGUGGACAGUAAUACGAAUAUUUACACACUGCGUAACUACGGCCAACGAGUGAACUGCAGUUUAUUAGCGAUGCAUCCGGCCAAAAUUCAAAUUCUCUCAUUGACUGUUGGAAUAAAUACGUAUGAAAAAACACGAUACACCGAAACCGGCACUUUUCAUAACUGCGAUCAAAACGGUAUUGCAGACUAUGUCCAAAUAGGAGGCGGUUCCGAACUAGGCGAAUAUUCUGUAAUCAGCGACUCGAUCUGCGGAAUUGAUUCGAUACCCGGCGACAUCCUGGACUCGAUAUUUUGCGGUGUAACGAAAAUCAGGCUGGUUUCCAGCGGAACCACAAACAACCUCAUCACACUGACCAUUGGCAAAGUAAACGCGGAAGAAAAUACCGAAUCUGGGGUCCUAUGUCCGAGUUUAUCCAGCGAAUAACAUCGCGCACAUGACAGACUCUUUAAUCAUAAGAAUAAGAUUUUUUCUAAAACGUAUUACCACACAAUUCAUCAUUUUUCUUCGAAAAUCUUCUCAUCUUUCUCCGAUCAAGUAGGUAUAUACAUAACCUCGAGAGACAUUUGUACAAUUUUCAUCGAAUGGUAAAACAAUUAUAAGAUUUCAUAUUUACGUAAAAGGACAAUAUUAUAUAAGCUUUACUUUUUUCCCCCCACAUUCAUCGUCGUAUACGUACGAGUAGGUACCUACUUCAUUUUCUUUACUUCAUUCGCAAGCUUUCCUUCGAAACAUGGUAUUAAGUAUGUUUUCUAAGUAUUAUUUAUUUUAAUAAAUUAUUUUUUUGCAUGUACAUUUUUUUGUGUGUCUAUCGGAUUAAAAUUUAUUUUCGUUAA